AUGGAAUUAGCCAAGAAUCAUCGUGAAACUGGUAAAGCAAGGUAAGUCUCGAAAAUGUGAAAAAUGUGUGUUGUCUUGUUAAAUUGAUACCAUUGCAUUGCCUUUGAACCGAAGAUAUCACAGUCUUGCCAGUCUGACAUCAUCGUUAAACCAUGGCACGGCAGGUCUUUUUGUAAUUUUCCGCGAUUUUAGCGAAGUAUGGUGCUCAAGUAAAUCAGACAGUGUGAUAGUAUAGCAGUGAGCCAUAUCAUCAAGCUGUUGAGGAAUAUUUUAGCAUAACGGAGAAGCAGACAAAUCAUCCAAAAGAGACUGGUCAUUAACCUGGCGAGCGUUGACAUUCAGACAUUUACGAUUCCAUUACAGGAAAAAAAAGGAAGACAAUGGAACUUUAACCCCGGAAACGCGGCGUUUAAUCAAGUAGUAUGGUAAUAGGGAGCUUAAGCAACAGCGUUUUUGAGCGACGGACGUGAACCGGAAGUGGACUUUUUGCAUCAUUGGGGAGUGGUUUCGUUGAAACUCUCGGGUAAAUCGCCUUUCAGCAAUACAAGUUUGUUAGUGUCAAGGCAUAUAAAAAGGGAGAAGGCCUCACUUCCGGUUGACGUGCGUCGCUCAAAUACGUCUUUGCUGAUAUUCGUUCUUGGCAGUGUUGUGUGACAUAAAAAACAGCCUCGUGACAUUUGUGAAACCGACAGAGCGGAAGUGUUACUAGCUUUUUUAAUCCCCCGUCGAGACCGAAAGGAAGUUUAGUUUUCGCUCUGAUUGCGUAAUUAUCAACCAAAUUGACAAUCUAUUCUUCACAGCAAUUCGUUUCAAGAUUUCUAAUGGAAUUAGCCAAGAAUCAUAGUGAAACUGGUAACGCAAGGUAAGUCUCGAAAAUGUGAAAAAUAUGUGUUGUCUAGUUAAAUUGAUACCAUUGCAUUGCCUUUGAACCGAAGAUAUCACAGACAGCCUUUCUCUGUCUAAACGAUCGUUAACACGAGGCGAGUAAUAAAGUAAAGACGAUAUUUCGGUCGGAAUUUGUAGGGUACGCUUGCCUGUUAGGCCUUUUUCAAAUCCGUGCAGAUCAGCUGAGAAUUGAAGCCCAAUGUAGGAACUUUACCUCAACCAAAAAUGAAAACAAAUUAUCCCAAAUAGCAUACAAUGACGUUAAAUGGAAUGAAAAUAAAGCUCUCUGGAGUAAAAAUAUCAAGAGCUUAUAGGAACAGAUAGGAAUACGAGAACUCUGGAUGAAAUUAAAGCGCACUAUGAGGACAUAUACGGACAUGACCAGGCAACGACUUAAGGAUAUCGAACUACAAAGAUGGCUAAGUGAAAUAAAUAACCACACUAGAAAAGAUGCUAAACAAAGCAACAAAAUGAGAACCUACCGGUUAUUUAAAACGAUAGACAAUUACAAAUGUGAAGAUUACCUAUAUCAGGUCACCAAUACGCAACACAGAAUAGCUCUAACUCUCUAACAAAACUGCGACUUAGCCAUAGAGACAGGACGUUAUUCGAGACCGUUUAAGAAACCCGCAGAAAGAAUUUGCCCAAUUUGUAAAAUAGAAAUGGAGGACGAAUACCAUUUUCUAAAUGUAUGCCCUGCUUACCAGGAAAAACGAUGUUCGUUACUAGAUUAUUUGGAAAAAGGAAUAUAGAAUAAAAAUAAGCAGAAUGUCACCUUAACAAAAUAUACCCCCUAGCGGAAAAUGCUAAAAUACAAAAACUAUUAGCAAAACAUAUAUUCGAAUGCUUUGAAAAAAGGAAAGGGAAAGACGGCAAAAAGUAAAUACUCUAGGACUUAAUUAAUUAAUAACUUAUUAGCCAUAUAUGGUUAGGAAUUUUUUGUUGUUUGUAAUGUUAGUUAUUUGGAAAUAGUUGAUAUACUAUUUAUUGUAUAAGACUCUGAAUAAAUAAAACAUGUACGUAUCGAUGUAUGUAUGUAUGUAUGUGUGUAUGUAUGUAUGUAUGUAUGCAUGUAUGGGCUGGCUCGACUGCAGCACAACUGUAACUUGGGCAGUGACUUGGUUUCUGACGUCGAAUUUAAUUUAGUUGAAUUAUAUAGCUGUUGUCGAAAACAAGGCAUAUACUUAUUCUAAUGCGUAUUAUAUAUGAAUUGAGUUCGGCACGGUAGUAGUACGAAGUUUGAAACCCACCAGCGGGUGCGGGGGGGGGGUUGGCGUUUGGGGUACUCCUGGGAAUUCUUGGUGGGGGUAGGGGUAUGCUGCCCGGUUCUCCAAAUCCUGACCCUAUUUAAGACCAAAAACUGUCAUUUUCCACACCCGUUUUCAGACCAGUAAUCAGCGCGGAAAAGUUAUUGAGAGCUCGCCCGCUUCCAAACAUCCUCGGAGACCCAGGAGCAAGUCAGUCGGGCCGGGUUAAAAGGCGCGACGAAAGUUUUCAAGCUUGGGCGGAAGAGCCCCUGGGUACCGACUCUCGCCGGACCAUUUCCAAACGGUCAAGCGAAUGCUUCCUCCUGAUUGGGCACAUAAAAUGCUUUGUAUUAUUGUGCUCAAUCGGCGAACAGCAUCUCCUGAGUUCUUUUCGUGAGUUCGUACACGACGGCUUUUGACUCGAUCGCGGCUUGUCUGGCUCAUGCACCAAAGAAAUGCACAGCUAUGCACGCAGUCAGGAGUCUUUCAGUUUGAUAUAAACGCUACAUUUCAAAAUACUGGUAGUCUUUACACUAGAGCCUAAAUAAGCUAACAAAUAUUUCAAGACAAGUAAAUUUUAAAUUCUUCAAGUAAAAGAAAGCUGCACACAUAACCUAUCUUUUUUACUUCAGCUGAAGUGCUUGAAAACUUUUGUCGCGCCUUUUCUCCCGGCCCGACUGACCGCCCCUGGGUCUCCGAGGAUGGCUUCCGAAAGCUCCGCCCCAAGUGAGACAAAAUGUCUCACUUCUCCACGUUUGUCUAGGCCUCAAAAACUUUCUCGGACCACGAGACCCGAAACGCAUCGGCCGCACAUAAUUUAAUCAGGCCUAGGGACUAGGCAACAUCAUGCCAAGAAUUGAAAACUCUAAAAAGAAAAUUGCCGGGGUGUGGAAUGGUAUUCGGGCGAGAGAGGAAGUUCACGGAGAAGAGAUUGUGUAGCAUUUCUUGAUUUUUUUGCAAAGGCACAAGAAGCAUGAGAAUUGAUUAAAAAUCGUGAGUAAACCUAUUUGUAUCACGCGAUCGCCUGUCUCACCGUAUCAAAAUUAUCAUAUCUCGGUGAGAAUUCGGAAGUCAGCCAAGCGCGGUCAUUGCACGCGUGCUGAAGAAGAAUGCUCUAUCAUGACAGACUAGAAACAAUAGAAACCUCCCAAAGCACAAACUUAGCCAAAACGCUAAAAAUCUUCAAUGUUUACUCAAGUUUUGGCUUAUAGAAGAUAAUGUCACAGUUUUUCAAUGACCAUGAAAUUCAGAAUCCGGGUAAUUAGUUAAUCAAUUGUGGCCCUGAAAAAAUUUGAAGGAAAAAAAACCACGAGUUUUUAAGAAAAUGCUUUUUUCGUGAGAAGGACUCUUUAACGCUAACAAACGUCAACAAAUUGCUAAAACUAUAAUUUCUAUAUGUUUGCAUUGCUCCAAAUCGCGCGCAUUUACAAGGCCCUAAAUCUUUUAGACUUGCAAGGACCCAUCUGUUAUAAAGAUCCUAAAAAUAAAGGGAUAAAUCUCAUAGUUAACUAGAUAUAAUCGUGUAAAGUUUGCUUAUCAUUUUCACAUAAAUAAUGACCUAAAAUUGGAAACCGCUGAAUUUCUCGCAUGGGUCUUUGCGAUUUUGGUGAAACUCUGUUCAACGUAAGGCACUAAUGCAAACUAUAUGUAGCAGAGAGAUUUUCACGAAAAUAAUGCCGGCAAGAGUAGAAUUUCGACUCAGACCCCAAAGAGGCGUGGUACUAUAAUCACGUGACAUUUACUCCGAUCGCCAAAAAUUUUAUGUUAUAUUGUAGAUUGAUCUAUAUGUUAUCCAUGCUAUAUGUUGGACUUACGAUCAAAUUAAAGGUUGGGAUACCAGAGAGCUUCAAAGUAGGAUAGUACCCUCUCAAAAUAACUGGGUCGCGUCACCUUAAACGAACGAAACUGUGGUCAGCUUUUAUUAUCAGGAUUAUGGGCUCCUCAUCCUCCUUCCCAUCGUCCCCCCCCCCGCGCUUUCUUUUUCUUUCUCCCCUGCCCUCCCUACAAUACAAAAAGACGCCUCUGCGGAGGAGAGAUUUAUUCCCCCCAAAAGAGAGAAAGAGUGUCUAGUAAAUUGUUUCCACUGAUGAAAGAUUUGUGAACUCGUGUCUGGCAAACUCGCCAAGUGUUUAUAUAUACACAGUUAUACGCACCUGAUAACUUCAUCUGCGCUGAACGAGUAUCUUUUGGUUAAUAUUUUCCUGUUCCACAGAUUGUUACUGAUGACACGCAAAAGAGUAUCGAAAGUAUGACUGUACAAUAAAUGUCACAAAAUCUACCUGAGCGGUCCCUUCAGGAUUUUCUGUUUUACGUCAUUCUAAUCAUUCUAACUCUUACUUGCGGGCGUGAACAAGAGAAACGUCAUCAUUACCCAACGAUUGCAUGCCGCCCCUGUUUAAGCAAAUCGCAUACAUUAUUGCAUAGUGACGGUAUAUUUCAACUGUAAGUACGGCGAAAUGCCUAUGGGGGCACCAAAGUGAAUCUGCCAUAAAAAAUCGAUUCCUCUAAACAGGAUUUCCUUUCUGUAAGUCUUUCAUGCCUUUUUUUAUCGACGGUCGAGUAAUCUUCAGGGUAUUUACUUUUUAAAUCGUUUUCGGCAAAACGUGAUCAACUUGGCGUGUCACUUCAAUCAUCGCCAAAAAUAAACUGCAUGCUCAUCACAAGACUCAUUUGCAUAAAAUGAAUGUUUACCCAGCCGCACCAUCGACGUUUUGCUCAUUUAACAUCCACAUCUACAUUAAUUUUCGUUUGUAAGGUCGUUAGACAUCACACCAACGUUAAAUGACAAUAAUAAUAAUAAAAGUUAUGUCUACUCGAGCGUGAAAUGAAAGAAUAAGAAAAAUAAAUAAAAAUAAAAAUGGCUGAAAUACCUAGAUUAUUCUGUACAAUACUUGGAAAUCUUAGUCUUAAACGUCCGUAAAGAAUAUACUUUCAACAAUGUCUUUCGGUAGUUUGCUCUACAUCCUGAGGGUUCGUGGAAAAAAGGAAUAAAAAUACACAUCCUCUGUGGCAUUUACGUUUAAAAAUUUAUAGUUAUGACAAAAACAGCUUGACUUGAAGUGUAGCGAAGAAAAAAAGCCCGGAGGGGGGACUCUGCAUAUGAAAAGGGUGGGGAUGCUUGUCGUCUAGCUCUCUUAGGGGUGUAAAUUUCGGAUUUUGCUCUCACUUAGGGUGUUCUGGGCAAAACGCCUUCAUAUUUAGCCGUGAAGGUCUCAUUUAGGGUUACACGUGAAAAAGUAUAAAAAUAUCUAUAUUGUCUAUGUUUUAACAUGGUCACUUUUAGGGGUCAAAAAAAGCUUGGGCCACGCCCAGAUCGGUCUCCUUUACGGGUUUAAUUCAAAAUUUCCGACGAGCAUCCCCACCUCUUUCAUUUGCGGAGUCCCCCCCGGGAAAAAAAGGACCCAAAGGAAAAUGUUUUACACAUAAAACAUCAUCAACAUACACUGAUCCCAUGAGAAUACGGCUAAACUAAACCAGGAGGAUGGGCUCCUGGGCGAAAGCAUUACCAUUUCUAUCGCUAAAACACACAAGCCAAAACACACUUACCUCCAUCGAUGUCAAGUUCAUCUUCGAUUGUGAGUGUUUAUCGGCAAGUUUCAGUGGCGAAUCCAGACCUUCAGAUAAGGGGGGGGGGGGGGGCGGUCAUCCACUCAAAAAAACUUUUUGGCCCUUCGGAUCGGGCCUCAGUUUGGUCCAAAAAUAAGAAGGGUGCCCCCCCCCCCGGACCCUUCCCCUGGAUCCGCCACUGAGUUUAAGGUUGUUUAGUUCCGCAGAUAUUCUCCAAAUAGGGACUUUAAGAUCCGCCACUGGGAGUUGGAAGUAUACGGGUUGUUUAGUUCCGCAGAUAUUCUCCAAACAGAGGACGGUGAAGUCAUGUGCGAAACUCGCUUGUCAUUUCUUUCGCAGAAGGCUCAAUUACUGAAGAAGAGUUUUUAUUUUAUACGAAGAAUACCAAUCAGAGGAAUAAGGGUACAAAUUAAAGCUAGCUAGUUUUCAAAACUGUAGUCGAUGUUUUUAUUUGAACUUUCCUUCCCUAAGCCAACACCUUUUGAGUUAUAAGGAAAUGUUUUCUUGAUAAAAAUACAGUUUUAAGUUAUACAAAAAGACGACUACAAUCAUCACUGUUAGGCCCAGUUGAAACGUCGAACUUCUCAUGUGCCGAAACUAAAGCACAAAUUACUAAAAUUUAUUUUCACUUGUUUAAAGCAUCGUGAAAAUGAAUCGAGUUCGACUACACUUUAAGUUCGACGCCUGAAUCAACCUCGAACCAUUUGGGUCGACCUAAAUAGGUAUUAAGUUCGGUACAUGAAAAGAUUAACGUUUGAACUGGGUCUUACCUUUCUUUUCGGCAAUUUUCCUCUGCCAUGGCGGACGACACUAGGUAGAAAACAAGCAGUCGCCAUGCGACCGCGAGCUAAGUUAUGAAUGAACUCAGAUAUUUCUGAUAUUUUCGCUUUCUUUUUCAUUUCACCGAUGGGUAAAUCAAUGUAAACACAAGCCAACGCAUAUUUAACCCAUUGGCUACUCAGUUUUAGAAGAAAAGUGACAAUAAGUACGCAUGAACUCUUAUCGGUUUCACCGUUGUCUUCACGACGAGAAACCCGGCGAAAACAUACCGUCCCAGAAGGACGACGGUAAAAGGUCACGCGUGUUUUGCGUGACGUGACAUCUAUCUAACCGUCCCAGGCGACCGUAGUCACCUAUCUUAAAGUCCCUAAUACCAGAUGUCGUCCGUCGAGUUGUCUUCUUGCUGAUCUUGCUUUGUUUUAAGCCAAUAGUUUGCCUAAUUCUUUCUCGUGAAACAAGCGCAAUGUUCCCCCAUUUUGUAUUCACUACCAAAACUUCUCGACGUCAUCCCGAGGUCUCCUUGGUUAACCGUUCAAUAGUUUGGCAAUUUUGCUGCACGAUUGAUGUCAUCAGUUAACAUAUCACAAAGUUCUUCCAAAUUUGGUCGACAUAAAAACAUCGAAGUGAAGCCGGUGCUGAAUUUUAAAAUGAACUGAUCGACAUUGUUUGCAUGAUCUGUAUUAGAGAGUGGGCAGGACGAUGGGAAAUUGAGGUACAUUAUGGAGUACUCACCAAUUAUGAAAAUACUCUAACUGCUUGCUUUGUGCCAAUCCCAUGGUUUAAUUCUAAAAGCUUUUGACCCAUAUUUUUAUUUCCCAUAGCUCCGUGGUUUGCAGUCACAAAGCAGGCGCAGACGCUCCUACCCAAGAUACCAAAGAAGUAAAUGAGCCGUUUUGUAGAAAAUUCAGCAGCUGUUUUCGUGAAAUUUGGAAAAAUAUUUGUGAUAACAGGCCACCCUUAACAGGUGCAGAAGAUGAAGAGACACUAUUCUGGAGAAAACGUGGAAAAUGUGGUCGACAACAGCUUCUCGCCCCUUUAUGCGCUCUUUUUCUAAUUCUGUUUGAUGUCGGGAUGGACUUUAAAGUAGCUGUAACUUAUUUUAUGCAAGGGCAUUAUAACUGGGGCGCAUACACAGUGGGCGUCGUGAUUUUUUCCCUUGUUAUAAUUGAAGCCCUCUCAGCAAGCUUUUACAUAUCCGACCAAAGAGAUCUUAACAAAACAUACUAUCUAAAGCAGAACUCAUUGGAAGUAAAGAAUUGGUUCUAUUGGUUGCAUUUUGUAUUUUGCGGACGUAUUUUGAGGUAAGCGUUCUCUUGAUCGACAAGUGAAAUACCAGAGGAACCCUUCUCUACGGACACCUGUAUAUGACGGACAGUUUCGUUUGUCCCGACGAAGAAAAAGCUCAUAUAUUAUUUGUUUCUCUAAAUUUUAUCUACUUAAUACGGACACCCGGUAAAUACGGACUCUUUGGCAUGCCCCGUCGGUGUCCGUAAUAACCGGAUUCCACUGUAUCCACUGUAUGUAACAACGCGCAUAUUUAUUAAAUUUUUUGCUUAGUUUAUCGCCUUAAGUAUUUUUCCUCGUCACUUCAGAACGCCAGCGCGCACGUCACCGAAAUCACUUGUCGUAGCGGCGUCAGAGAAAGACUGGAAUUAAGACUUUAAACUUUAAAUCUGGGUCUGUGGUGCGUCUAAAGAGGUUUUAACGUAGUUGGCUUCACCCUUGUAAACCACAGGGAGUCAAUAAACAGAAAGUUUAGUUGCAGACUACUACUUAAAUUCAUACUAUCUAUAACUGGAAUUUCCAUGUGACGGUUUAGUAACCGGUUUAGUAAGACUUGUAGGUAUCAUUUCUUUUUAUUUGAUUUUCUUUGGUUUUUAUCAGAUGCUCUCAGAUCUUCAGAACUGUUCGACGUAUACGAAGAAUCCAAGGUCAUCAUCCUGAUAAUCAGAUUCAGCUCUAUCGCUUGUACAUCUCCCAGCAGCGGCAGUUGAGUAUACUGGGUGUCGUAGAGGCUUUUACCGAACAGGCCCCUCAGGUAAAGAAAAAGGUGAUACAGUUGCAAGAGCUUUAUAUUUUAUUAGAUCUUAUUAGAGGUUCUGUAGAUAUUUUACAAUAAUAUACCUUUUCUGUUUCUUUUUUAAAAUCUAGAUUGCUCUACAACUAUAUAUCCUUCUAGCAAAACGCGGUUUUGAUUGGACUUCAGAGGAUAUCGUGGUGGCAGUAAACAUGGCGAAGUCUUUGGCUCUUUUUUCUUUCAGCCUACUGACUUUCAUAAGAUAUCUCCGUCUUGGAAACGAAGAAAGCAAAUUAUUGGAGCUGUUUAGUUGGGCAUCUUUACUUCAUUUCUUCUGGCGCCUGUUUAUGCUCGUUGCUAGGAUACUGGCUUUAGUACUUUUUGCUUCUAGUUUUAAAUACAUGGUGUUUGUAAUUGUCGCAAUUCAUUUUCUGUUUUCGUUUUUCCUUAUAAUUACACAGCCGGAUAAAUAUUUCGCUGAAGGUUCAGCUCGAGAUAAGCUCCUAAGGUGCGCUUUCACCUGCAUUAAUACAUUCUGCUUUUUUCCUUUGGCCGGUAAGAAUACUUGGAAAUGGGCUACUCCUUACUAUUUUGUAACCUUUAUCGAAAAUUCCAUAAUGGUUCUUAUCUGGAACUUUUAUAGCGAUUUCGGUCAAGGCUUCAAGAACGUUAUGUUGGUAACAGAGUGGAGCGCGUUUCUGCUUGGUUUAGUAUCAGUUUUACUAUAUUACAAAAUUUUCCAUCCUUCUAAACGAAACCGGAACAACACUGAAUGCAGCCGGCCAGUGGCCUGCAGGACAGUAGAUGAAGAGCAGUGCGUAGUGUAGCAGCUGAAAAACGAACUUUUCCCACAAUGACUCAACAAGCAGUACAACAAACAUUAGAUGUAGAAAAUGAGGAAUAAACAAGUCUGCAUGAACUACUGGUACAAAACAUUGUUG
Molecule: messenger RNA, 9437 nt
Organism: Porites lobata
Lineage: Eukaryota; Metazoa; Cnidaria; Anthozoa; Scleractinia; Poritidae
Source: the annotation of a GenBank genome assembly